Trichosurus vulpecula (common brushtail) is the source of this 4359-nucleotide messenger RNA. RefSeq names its product Nik related kinase (gene NRK). The record is from RefSeq and is a predicted model, not a curated record. The transcript is spliced from 23 exons. Lineage: Eukaryota; Metazoa; Chordata; Mammalia; Diprotodontia; Phalangeridae. Gene Ontology annotation, biological process: protein phosphorylation. The annotation marks the transcript as partial. Gene Ontology annotation, molecular function: protein kinase activity; ATP binding.
GAUUUAUCCUCAAAGAAGGAUCCAGCGGGGAUAUUUGAACUAGUGCAAGUGGUUGGAAAUGGUACCUAUGGACAAGUCUAUAAGGGUCGCCAUGUGAAGACUGGACAGUUAGCAGCCGUCAAAGUCAUGAGUGUUUCAGAGGAUGAAGAAGAGGAAAUCAAAAUGGAAAUCAACAUGCUUAAGAAAUAUUCUCAUCAUAGGAACAUUGCUACCUACUAUGGCGCAUUCAUAAAGAAGAAUCUUUCUGGCCAUGAUGAUCAGCUCUGGCUGGUGAUGGAGUACUGUGGAGCAGGCUCAGUGACAGAUUUAGUGAAGAAGACCAAAGGUAACUCCUUUAAAGAAGACUGGAUUUCUUACAUCUGCCGUGAGGUCCUACGGGGCCUUUCCCAUCUUCAUAUGCACCACGUCAUUCACCGGGACAUCAAAGGACAAAAUGUCCUCCUGACCGAAAAUGCUGAAGUAAAACUGGUGGAUUUUGGAGUGAGUGCCCAGCUGGACCGGACCGCUGGCAGAAGAAACACCUUCAUUGGGACGCCAUAUUGGAUGGCACCAGAGGUGAUUGCAUGCGAUGAAAACCCUGACUCGACCUACGAUUACAGAAGUGACUUGUGGUCCCUUGGAAUCACCGCCAUGGAGAUGGCCGAGGGCGCUCCGCCCCUCUGUGACAUGCAUCCCAUGAGAGCUCUUUUCCUCAUCCCCCGGAAUCCUCCUCCCAAACUGAAAUCCCGAAAAUGGUCUAAGAAGUUCCUCAACUUUAUCGAAAAUUGCUUGGUUAAAAAUUACAUACACCGUCCCUCCACUGAGGUUCUGUUGAGACAUUCAUUCAUUCAAGAUUUGCCAAAUGAACGACAAGUUCGGAUCAUGCUCAAAGACCAUCUGGAUCGGGCCAAGAAAAAGAAAGGCGAUAAAGAUGAAACUGAAUAUGAAUACAGUGGAAGUGAAGGUGAAGAGGAAGAGGAGGAGGAGGAGGAGUUAAAUGAAGACCAAGGAGAGCCCAGCUCCAUAGUUAAUCUUCCUGGUGAAUCCACCCUGCGACGAGAGUUUCUCAGGCUGCAGCAGGAAAACAAGAAAAACCCAUUUUCAAAGCAGCAACAACUGAGGCGAGAACAGCAGCAGCAGCAGCUGCUAUGGCAACGUUUAGAGCAGGAGCACCAGGAUCUGCUGCGAAAGCAGCAAAAUCUGCAGCAGGAUCAGCAAAAUCGGCGGCAGAAGCAACAAGAUCCGCAGCAGGGGCAACAAGAUCUGAAGCAGGAGGAGCAAGAUGUGCAACAGGGGCAGCAAAAUCUGCAGCAGAAGCAACAAGAUCCACAGCAGGGGCAGCAAGAUCCGCAGCAGGGGCAGCAAAUUCUGCAGCAGAAGCAACAAGAUCCACAGCAGGGGCAGCAAGAUCCGCAGCAGGGGCAGCAAAUUCUGCAGCAGAAGCAACAAGAUCCACAGCAGGGGCAGCAAGAUCCGCAGCAGGGGCAGCAAAUUCUGCAGCAGAAGCAACAAGAUCCACAGCAGGGGCAGCAAAAUCUGCAGCAGAAGCAACAAGAUCCGCAGCAGGGGCAGCAAAUUCUGCAGCAGAAGCAACAAGAGCCACAGCAGGGGCAGCAAAUUCUGCAGCAGAAGCAACAAGAUCCACAGCAGGGGCAGCAAAAUCUGCAGCAGAAGCAACAAGAUCCACAGCAGGGGCAGCAAAAUCUGCAGCAGAAGCAACAAGAUCCACAGCAGGGGCAGCAAGAUCCGCAGCAGGGGCAACAAGAUCUGCAGCAGGAGAAACAAGCACCUGAGCUACUGCCAAAGUUGCAAAUACUGCAGCAGGAGGAGCAAGAUGUGCAACAGGGGCAGCAAAAUCUGCAGCAGAAGCAACAAGAUCUACAGCAGGGGCAGCAAGAUCCACAGCAGGGGCAGCAAAAUCUACAGAUGGAGAAACAAGCACCACAAUUACCGCCAAAGCCUCAGAAACAACCUCAGGUACUGCCAAAGCUGCAACUACCACAGCAAUUAGAGCAUCACCAGGAGCAGCAGCCUCCAAGGCAGGAGCAGCAGCCGCCUCCAAGGCAGGAGCAGCAGCAGCCUCCGAGGCCGGGACAGCAGCCUCCGAAGCAGGAGCAGCAGCCUCCAAGGCAGGAGCAGCAGCCUCCAAUGCCUCCAAAGCAGGAGCAGCAGCCUCCGAAGCAGGGACAGCAGCCUCCAAAGCAGGGACAGCAGCUGCCAAAGCAGGGACAGCAGCCUCCAAAGCAGGGACAGCAGUUGCCAAAGCAGGCAGCCCGUCACCAGGGACAGCAGCCACAACAGUCUCCAGAUCAUCACUGGCUGCAUUUUCCCCCAAAGCCCAACCAUCACCAUACACAGCUGCUACCAAAGCAUAUAGCCUAUUACCAGAUACAUCAUGGGCUACAGUUGACAGGCCAUCACCACACACAACUGCUGUCGAAGCAGAUAGCCCAUUACCAGCUGCAGCAACCACCAAGGGUGUCAGUCCAUUACCAGGCACAGCAUCCACCCAAGGUGCUAGUCCAUCACCAGAUGCAACAACCAAAGGUGCCUCCCCAUCACCAGGCACAGCAGCCACCAAAGGUGCCGCCCCAUCUCCAGGCACAGCAGCCACCAAAGGUGGUACUCCACCAUGUGCAGCAGCAACCAAAGGUAUCAGUUCAUCACCAGGUACAGCAGCCACCAAAGCUGCCAGCCUAUCACCAACAAGCACAGCUGCCAACCUAUCACCAGGCAAAGCAACCAGCUCAGCAGCUGGCCCAUCGUCAGUUGAAGCAGCCUCCUCAUCCUUUGUCACCAUACCACCAGCCUCAGCAACCAGCCCAGCAGCUUCCACAGCAGCUGGCCCAUAACCAGAUGAAACAGCGUCCACAGCAGCCUGUUCACCACCAGACACUACUGCAACCAAAGCAGCAGCAGCAGCAACUCAAAGACCAGGAUAAGACCCAGGAUCCAGUCCUGACUGAGUGGCAGAAAUGCAAGGAGCAGCAGAAUGAGCAGAGGAAACCUGAGGAUGUGAACAUUAAGACAAAGAAAUCUGAGGGUGUCCAGACACCUUUGAGCUGGACCCUUGCCCACGACUCUCUUCCCCAUACUCGAGUGAUAUCUGGCAGUAGGUCUAGUCCUUGUACACCAGCUUUGCAGAGGACAGGAACGACAAAGGUCCCAGAAAGAACGACCUCAAGAUUCCGCAGCAAGGAUAUCAUCAACCAGGCCCGCCGCCAUCCAAUACUUCUCCAAUUCACACCUCCUUCCAGCCCUUCACGACGCAUCUUUGGCUCCUGCGAAGAAAAAUCUGAAUUUCGUCGGAAUUCGAGGAAAGCCUCUGUUGUCAACGUCAAUCCCAUCAACGCCCGCCCACAGAGUGACAGCCCUGAAAUCCGCAAGUACAAAAAGAAGUUCAGCUCGGAGGUGCUCUGUGCAGCUUUGUGGGGUGUCAAUCUGCUGGUAGGAACAGAAAGUGGGCUGUGGCUGCUGGACCGCAGCGGCCAGGGAAGAGUUUACUCUCUGAUAAGUAGACGCCGAUUUCAGCAAAUCGACGUCCUGGAAGGGCUCAAUGUGCUGAUCACCAUUUCAGGAAAGAAGAAUAAGCUGCGAGUGUACUAUUUGUCCUGGCUGAGAAACAAGAUUUUGCGUAACGACCCUGAGAUGAGAAAGAAGCAAGGUUGGAUCUCUGUGGGAGACUUGGAAGGCUGCGUGCACUACAAAAUCGUUAAAUAUGAGAGGAUCAAAUUUCUCGUUGUCGCUUUGAGGAAUUCAGUUGAGGUCUAUGCAUGGGCACCGAAACCGUACCACAAGUUUAUGGCCUUUAAGUCAUUCCACUCCCUUUAUCAGAAGCCUCUGGCAGUUGACCUUACAGUGGAAAAUGGACAGAGACUGAAAGUGAUCUACAGCUCAGUAGCAGGAUUCCAUGCCAUCGAUGUUGAUUCUGGGAUGGUUUAUGACCUAUACCUACCGACUCAUAUCCAGGGGAGCAUUCAGCCACAUACUAUCAUCAUCCUGCCCAAUACCAGUGGCACAGAACUUCUGCUAACCUAUGAAGAUGAAGGCGUCUAUGUUGACAUAUAUGGACAUUUCACUAAGGAAUCAAUUUUGCAGUGGGGAGAAACGCCAGCAUGUGUGGCCUAUCUCCAGUCAAACCAGAUCAUGGGCUGGGGAGAGAGAGCAAUUGAGCUACGCUCUGUAGAAGCUGGAAACCUGGAAGGAGUGUUUAUGCACAAGAAAUCCCACAAGCUCAAAUUUCUGUGUGAACGAAAUGACAAGGUAUUCUUUGCCUCUGUCCAAUCUGGCACCAGUCAGAUUUACUUUAUGACCCUUGGGCAAAAUAUGCUCUUCAACUGGUAAACGCCGGAAGAAAUGGUUGGAUAUUUCCAGGGAUUG